AUGGGAGCCGCUUAUCCUUACGUGGCCAUGGUACUAGUCCAGUUAUGCUACAGUAGCUCAAACAUGCUCCUGAAGGUCGCCCUCGAGAGAGGACUGAAUCAGUUCGUCUUUGUCGCAUACCGCCACAUAUCCGCCUCCCUCCUUUUGUGCCCUUUCGCUUACGUGCUCGAAAGGAGAUCUGUUAAAUGUUCAAUACAACUGUCUUCUUCUCUACUCUCAUUAAUCGUUUCCCAAGAAGCGAAACGUGAUGUCCGGAAAGAGAGCUUUCUCAAGUUUUCUUUUUCCCGGAAACGGAGACACCGGCUUUUCAUAGCACUACCUUCGGCAGUAACUGAGUCAUGUUUGAAUGAAUCAGAAAGGGCACUUUCUCUUAAGCUCGUGGCCAAAAUCUUCGCUCUCUCAUUGGUUGGGACAACUAUCCAUCUUAAUGUCUUCUACGCCGGCUUGGAGUACAUCUCACCGACGGUGGCAACCACCUUAAGUAAUUUGAUCCCUGGCGUGACAUUUCUCAUCACCGUUCUUCUCAGGAGGGAGACGGUAACGCUGAAGACCCCAAAAGGCCGAGCCAAGGUCAUCGGGACACUCAUAAGCAUUGGCGGGUCUUUCAUCUUCACCUUAUGGAAGGGGAAAUGCUUAAUAAACGGCCAUGUGCAGAGGCCGCUGAUAGACAUUUAUGGCUCCAAUGGUAAUGAAAGGAAGUUGAGUCAUGUGAAGGAGAGUUGGCUCAAAGGUUCUGCUCUUAUUCUCCUGAGUAACUUCACAUGGAGCCUAUGGCUUAUUUUCCAGGGAGUGGUGUACAAGGACUAUCCUGCUCAAUUAUCUCUCAAUGCCUUGAUUUGCCUCUUCGCUGCAUUUCACUCCUCGAUCCUCGCCCUGUUCGCCACGUGGGACCUGAACCUGUGGAGGCUGGAAUGGAAUGUCCAGCUCUGGACCAUCAUCUACAGCGGAGUGGUAGUCUCAGCGCUGGUGAACAAUCUACUAAUAUGGGGCAUCGGCCGCAAGGGACCAGUUUUUGCAGCAAUGUUCCAUCCGUUACAAGUCGUGAUCGUGGGAAUAUUCUGGUGCAUUGCUUUUGCUGAGAGAUUUCACUUGGGCAGCUUGAUAGGAACGUUCCUCAUUAUUCUCGGACUUUACUGUGUUCUUUGGGGCAAAACGAAGGAGAAUGAAACAGCUGACGAACCAGGAAACAAAAAGGGCUCUUCUGAUACAAAGAAUAUUGAAGUUUCAAUCGUUGGUAACUACCAAGUAGAUAGCGAGAAAUGUACUUCUGCAGGAAGCCGGGAUCAAAAUGGCGUUCUUGGAACUGAACUUGCAGUGAGAAGCUAAAGAGGAGUUGUUGGGUCAUGGAAGCAACUUUCUGAAUAUUAUAGCUGCAGCAGGGGAAGUUUUAAACGGGGUCAUCAUCUUCGACGUAGAUGCUCCGUCUGUCAACGUCCCAAUUUUCAUUAUGCAAGGGCAAAGUAUCGUAUGUACAAUAUUAAUUUAAGAGUGCAAGUUAAAUAAACUCUUAAUCAACUAGAGCCAA
This is a messenger RNA of Punica granatum (pomegranate), 1525 nucleotides long. The record is from RefSeq and is a predicted model, not a curated record. Lineage: Eukaryota; Viridiplantae; Streptophyta; Magnoliopsida; Myrtales; Lythraceae.